CCCUCCAGCCUCCCCGCCCGCCCCACUUCUCAUUCACUUGGCUCUCACGGCGCAGACAGCGCAGGGAGCACUCACCGGCAGUCUGUGCGCAGAGCGGAGCCAGAGGCCGCGGGGACACCAUGCACACCCCCAACUGAAGCCGCACCUCAAAGCCGCCGCUCCCGGCAGCCCAGCGGAUUUCAGAGACCUCAGACUCUGAGGAACCCCUGCUGACAGACUCUUCGAAGCCACUUGCAGGACAGUCCUCACACCGACGUUCCGCUGCUGCAGACAAGAGCGCACAGUGGCCCCGACUCGCCGCGCCAUGGAGCGGAUCCCCAGCGCGCAACCGCCCCCCGCCUGCCUGCCCAAAGCGCCAGGACUGGAGCCCGGAGACCUACCAGGGAUGGAUUUCGCCCACAUGUACCAAGUGUACAAGUCGAAGCGGGGAAUGAAGCGGAGCGAGGACAGCAAGGAGACCUACAAACUGCCGCACCGGCUCAUCGAGAAAAAGCGACGUGACCGGAUUAACGAGUGCAUCGCCCAGCUGAAGGAUCUCCUACCAGAACAUCUCAAACUUACAACUUUGGGUCACUUGGAAAAAGCUGUGGUUCUUGAGCUUACCUUGAAGCAUGUGAAAGCACUAACAAACCUAAUUGAUCAGCAGCAGCAGAAAAUCAUUGCCCUGCAGAGCGGUUUACAAGCUGGUGAGCUGUCAGGGAGAAAUGUUGAAGCAGGUCAAGAGAUGUUCUGCUCAGGUUUCCAGACGUGUGCCCGGGAGGUGCUUCAGUACCUGGCCAAGCAUGAGAAUACUCGGGAUCUGAGGUCUUCACAGCUUGUCACCCACCUCCACCGUGUGGUCUCGGAGCUGCUGCAGGGUGGUACCCCCAGGAAGCCCUCAGACCCAGCUCCCAAAGCAAUGGACUUUAAGGAGAAACCCAGCUCCAUGGCCAAGGGUUCUGAAGGCCCUGGGAAAAACUGUGUGCCUGUCAUCCAGCGGACUUUUGCUCAUUCCAGUGGGGAACAGAGUGGCAGUGACACAGACACAGACAGCGGCUAUGGAGGAGAGUCAGAGAAGGGCGAAUUGCGUGGUGAGCAGCUGUACUUCAAAAGUGAUCGUGGACGCAGGUUCACCGUGGGAGAAAGGAUCGGUGCUAUUAAGCAAGAAUCUGAAGAACCCCCCACUAAAAAGAGCAGAAUGCAGCUCUCAGAUGAUGAAAGCCACUACUCGAGCAGCGACCUGAUCAGCUCCCCGUUCCUGGGCCCACACCCGCACCAGCCUCCCUUUUGCCUGCCCUUCUACCUGAUCCCACCAUCAGCAACAGCCUACUUGCCCAUGCUGGAGAAGUGCUGGUAUCCCACCUCUGUGCCAGUGUUAUACCCGGGCCUCAACACUUCUGCGGCAGCCCUCACCAGCUUCAUGAACCCAGACAAGCUCCCAGCCCCCUUGCUCAUGCCCCAGAGACUCCCUUCUCCCUUGCCAGCCCAUCCGGCCAUCGACUCUUCUGCCCUACUCCAAGCUCUGAAGCAGAUCCCCCCUUUAAACUUAGAAACCAAAGACUAAACUCCUAGGGGGUCCUGCUUCUCUGCUUUCCUUCCUCCCUACUUCCAAAAAGAAAAAGAAAAAGUGUGAGUGCAGCAAGAUUGUUCCAGUGUGUAUGCUGAGAUAAUCUGAAGCAUGGAGAGAAGAUUUGGGGUGUGUGUGUGUGUGUGUGUGUGUGUGUGUGUGUGUGCAUCAUGUGUUGGUAAUAGGACAUUACAGCUCCUUUUGGUGUAGGGAAGACAUGAAGGAUUACCUGACAUCAGGAGAUAUAGGGGGGAUUGUAGCAGACCUCUGGGCUUUUCCCCACCCAGAAAAUAGCCCCCUCUGAUACAAAUCAGCUGGAUUUUCAAAAGCUUCAAAGUCUUGGUCUGUGAGUCAGUCUUCCCUUUGGGAGCUGGGGCUGUGGCUUUGAGAAAAAGGUACUUUCAAAAGAGGGCUUUCCAGAGUGCAGUUCCCAGCCAGCUCCGAUGACCCCACCCUUCUCCCUUUUAUUGUCGCUGUGACUCACCGUACAGAGAGAGGGCAGCCAGACCCAGCUUUCUGCAAAGUAGUGAGGUAGCAGACACAGGCAUAGCAGGGUGGUGGUUUGGGGAGAUUUCCGCAGGCCUGUACCCGGUCCCUGCCUCAGAUGAAUAAAGAGAAUGUAGUUCCCUACUCAGGCUUUUGUAGUGACUAGCUUACUGAGGACCUGAAAGGGCCCCCUGGUACAAGCUGAGCUGCCAGGGAAUGAGGGAGGAGCCCCUGGGGCCUCUGGCACCUGUUUCUAGGUCUCACCUAGAAAGUCUUGCCAUCCAGGGAACCAAACCAAGGUCUUGAGAGAUGCAGGUGCCUAAGUCCAAGCACCCCAAAGUGCAAAAGCUGGGUAACACCUUUAACAAGCAGAGGUAGGCUCGGGUUUUGGUUGUAGUCUAAAACUCCUUUUAACCAAGCUUAGCUUCUUCAGGGCCUAACCAACCCUUGGCACUGCAAGAUCCUUUCGCAGGCUAAUUCCCCUCAAGCGACGGCAUAUGGAGUGUCCUUAUUGCUAAAAAAGGAUUCUGUCUCCUUCAAAGAAGUUGUAUUUUUGGCCCAGAGUACUUGUUUCCUGACUUGUCCAGCUAGCCCUGCACCAGCUUUUCAAAAUUCACUAUGCUUGAUGCCGAUCGUGUUUUAACUUUCCUUUCCCGUUUUUAUUUUGGUAUAAAGUUGUUGCCUUUAUUUGUAAAACUAUUCUAAAUAUAUAUUAUAUAAAUAUAUUGAAAAGGAAAAUGUUUCAGAUGUUUAUUUGUAUAAUUACUUGAUCAA
Manis javanica (Malayan pangolin) is the source of this 2806-nucleotide messenger RNA. RefSeq names its product basic helix-loop-helix family member e40 (gene BHLHE40). Gene Ontology annotation, biological process: regulation of DNA-templated transcription. Gene Ontology annotation, molecular function: protein dimerization activity; DNA binding. The record is from RefSeq and is a predicted model, not a curated record. NCBI's taxonomy places the organism in Eukaryota, Metazoa, Chordata, Mammalia, Pholidota, Manidae.